This is a messenger RNA of Pararge aegeria (speckled wood butterfly), 4253 nucleotides long. RefSeq names its product huntingtin-interacting protein 1 (gene Hip1). Lineage: Eukaryota; Metazoa; Arthropoda; Insecta; Lepidoptera; Nymphalidae. The coding region runs from base 248 to 4237 and encodes 1329 amino acids. The transcript has 24 exons. Gene Ontology annotation, molecular function: phosphatidylinositol-3,4-bisphosphate binding; actin filament binding; phosphatidylinositol-3,5-bisphosphate binding. Gene Ontology annotation, cellular component: clathrin-coated vesicle; actin cortical patch. Gene Ontology annotation, biological process: clathrin coat assembly; actin filament organization; endocytosis. The record is from RefSeq and is a predicted model, not a curated record.
UCACUUUCGUGAUUUGACGUAUUGUGUGUUGUAUGCUGCGAUUUUUAUGAAAUAACCGAGUUUAUUAUAUAUUAAAUUAUUUCGAUAACCAGUGUUAGUAUUAAUAAGGUGGUAGGCAGUUGGCAAUUUCUUUUAAAUUUAGCAUAUAAACCGAUUAGCAAUUAAUCCGGUAAACCUUGAAGUUUGAUCCUUGAUCCUUACUAUUUUGUAGAACUUGUGAAGUUUUGUCAUCGUAUGUGUAAAUCCUAUGGCGUCAUUAUCCUUACCCCGUGUUCUUCAACUAAAGAAGAACAGCUUGGAUGCUGAACGUGAGCAGUUUGAGAAGUUUCAGACAUUAGCCAUCCAGAAAGCAAUAAACACAAUAGAGACACCAGUAAAAGAGAAACAUGUCCGAAGUACGAUCAUCGGCACGUUUCAAGAGCAAAGUGCAUUCACAUAUUGGAUGGUGGCAAUCCGGCAGCCGCUGCAGGACAACCGUAUCGUGGCGUGGAAGUUUUGUAACGUGACCCACAAGCUGCUACGCGAGGGCCACCCCGCCUGCCUCGAUGACUCCCAACGUCACAUAAAUAUGAUAGAAAACCUUGGAAAGCUAUGGGUACACCUUCGAGAGGGCUACGGUAGAUUAAUUAAUUUGUAUUGCAAUCUGCUGGUGACCAAGUUGAAGUUCCACGCGCGUAAUCCUCGCUUUCCCGGAAAUAUGCUGUUGACCGCCGAAGAGCUUGAUGCCAUCGCCGAAAAUGACGUCAACAAUUAUUUUCAGAUUUGCGUGGAGUUAUUUGACUAUAUGGACGAUAUUCUCACUUUGCAAGCUGCAGUAUUCGACAGUCUGGGCAACGCCAGAGCAAACUCAAUGACAGCUAGCGGCCAGUGUCGGCUGGCAGCCCUGAUUCCUUGCGCGCAGGAUUCCUCGCACAUCUACGACUGCAAUGUGCGCCUUCUAUUCAGACUUCACGCUUCCUUACCGCCGGAUGUUCUUGCCGGUCAUCGCGAGAGGUUUCGGCAGCAGUUCAAGAAACUAAGUUCUUUCUAUAAACACGCAAGCAGCCUGCAAUACUACAGGAACCUGUUAACGCUUCCAGUUCUACCUACAAACCCGCCUAAUUUCUUACUCCAGAGCGACUUUGGCACGUAUGUGGCGCCGGUCGUCUCCAUCCCGGAUCAGCCUCCAGACGAAAUCGACACAGUGGGCUCUCUGAUUGACACUUCAGAUACUAUUAGCCAGGCGACGACCCCAGACAACACGGAUACGGUUGACACCCGCGCCACGCCUUCUCCGAUCCCCGACCCCAUUAUUGAGCGCGACCGACUCAUAGAGCAUCUUCAAAACGAACUCAAGCGAAUGCGGUCAGAGGUCUCGCAAAUAAUUCAAGAAAGAAACACCAUGCUCGGAUCGAUGAGGGAACAUUGCACGCGUAUGGAAUCACAACUUCGUGCCACUAAGACUGAACUUGAAGAGGAAAAACAAAAGGCUGAAAUAUUGUUGGUUGAGACCCCACAAAUCAAAAAAAAACUGACGGACACCGAAGAGAAGUCCAAAGUGCUUGACGAAAAAUUCCAAAAAUUAAAAGGAGCUUACACGCAAUUGAGGGAAGAACAUAUAGCAUUGAUAAGACAGAAAGCGGAAGUCGACAAAAUGGCGGCAAGUUUACGAGCGGCUACGGCCCAUCACGAAAGUGCUAAAACAGCGUUACAACAGCAACUGAACGAUCGCAUGAAGGAUGUCGAACUCCUCCAACAAAGUGCAUCGUCAAGUGAAGAAAUAGAAGCAUACAAGAAUGAAAUAACUCAUCUUCGAAGUGAUUUAGAAAAAUCCAUACUGAAAGAAGCAGAGUUGGAAUCUCUAAAAGCGUCAAUGGAAACCUUAGAAAUAGAACAUAAGACAGCUACCACUGAACAACAAGAGAAACUUACAGUUUUAUCUAGCGAUUUAAAAGAAGCCAAAGAAAAUAUCGAAAAAUUAAAAAUAGACAUCACGGAUAAAGAUACUGAGUUAAAUAAAGUAAAGGAGGAGUUAAUAGGCCUUAGAGCGAAAAGUGGCGAUGAGUACAAGAAGGCUAUAGAGGAGAAAGAAGAUGCACUAAAUCAAUUAUCUGAAUUGAAACAGCGGUACGCACAAGAUAAGGAGGAAACAAGUAGUUACACUAAUAUUUUAAAACGUGAUUUGGAAGUUUUUCAAACUAAACUGAUUGAUACACAAAAUGAUUUUGAAUUACAAUGUCGGGAAUUGAAAGAAGAAUUGUCGACCAAAAAUCAAGAGUUUGAAAAUAUUUUGAAUGAAAAAGAUAUUGAAAUAAAGGAAGCUUUUGAUAAACUCAAUUUAAUCCAAAAUGAAAUAGAUUAUGUUAAGAAAAAUAAUGAUAAAGUCAUAGAUGAACAGUCUAAUGAAAUAAAUAAGCUUAAGCUAAAUAUAAAUGAUUUUCUGAAAAUGAAAGAACAGUCUGAAGUUCUUAUAUCAGACAACUUAAAUAAAAUGAAAGAGCUUAACGCACAGUUAGAACAAGAAAAUAAAAGCAAAUUAAGAUUAGAGACUUUACUUUCUGAAAAAGCAAUGGAAUAUGAUGCUUUGAUUGUAAAUAAGCAGGUUCUUGAAAAUUCUCUGACGGAGCUGCAAAGUAAAGAAAUUAAUUUAACUGUUGAAUUAGAUAAUGUUUGCAAAGAGAAAAGCGAGAUCGAAAACAGAUUAAAACUUGAAAUUGAAAAUCUGAAAGCCGAAUACGCGCAAUUACACAUUGAAAAAGAAAAUGAAAGGAAAACAUUUACAGAUAAAAUAGAAAGUAUUAUUCUAGAUAAAGAUGAGGCUCUUAAUAAAGGACAAGAGACUAUUGACAAUCUAAAAGCUCAAAUUACCGAACUAGAAUUAAUAAAGGCUCAAGAGACUGACAACUUAGUUGUAGCUAUCACUUCGAAAGAUAGAGAAUUUCAGUUAACUGAAGCUAGAUUAGAGCAUACGGAGACUGAACGAUUGACAGCAGAGUGUGAAUUACAGGACUUAUUGCAACAAAACACAGUCCUUGAGGCUGAUAUGGCGUCGCUCAAAAUACAGUUGGACGAAGCGAAUGCUCUCAUCAAAAAACAAUCAUCGAGAUUGGUGGCAUGUGCUGGUGAAAGUGCAUUGGAAGUAUUAAACGGAGCGCUGGCCGCUUUCGAGAAUUCAAACGCGCAAGAUGCUAACAAACUGGCAGCUGAACUCGCUGCCAAAGCAUUUGAGGAGCUUGCAAGAAAAAGUCAGAUCGAGGGUAAUGAGGAACUAGUAGCAAAAUCUUCAAUAUUCGCUGCUCAUAAUGCGGCACAGCUGUCCGCGUAUGUUGCAGAUAUCUCCAAUAUUUCCACCGACCUUGAACUCUCGGAUAAAUUGAACAACGAAUGCCGAAGUAUGCUCACAUCAACUAAGCAAUGCCUUGAGACAAUUACUGGUGGUAGUUUAGACCGCGCGUCCUGUAUGGAAGCGCGCGUGAACGUGCAAAGCGUUGCGAGGACCGCGGCGGCUGCAGACCGCCUAGCUCGCGGAACACGCAGUGUGGACGACGAGCUUGCCGAUAUGGACAGCGCUAUCGAAGACGCAGCCAAUCAGAUCGAGGAAAUGUUAGCAGCCAGUCGGGCAGGUGAUUCCGGUGUUAAACUAGAAGUGAAUGAGAAGAUUCUGGACGCUUGCACUACGCUGAUGGGCGCAGUCAAGGUUUUGGUCCAGGAGUCGAGGAAACUGCAGAACGAACUCGGAGACCCCAAGACCCGCCAUAAGAUGUACCGGCGAAAUCCACAGUGGUCGGAGGGAUUGAUAUCGGCGUCUAAAGCUGUAGUGUUCGCGGCUAAGUUGUUGGUUUCAUCAGCUGACGAGGCGGUGGGUGCGGCGGGUCGUGUGGAGGGGGUAUCGGCGGCCGCGCAUGAGGUUGCGGGUAGUACGGCGCAACUGGUAGCCGCGUCACGUGCGCGUGCGCCGCCGUCCGCGCCCUCACUGGCGAGGCUCACCGCCGCGUCGCGCGCGGUAGCCGCCGCCACCGGUGCGGUCGUGGCCACGGUGCGAGGAGCCUCUGCGCUCGUGAGGGAUCAGGAAGCUCUGGACACGUCUGCGCUGUCGCUGACAGCCACGAGACGCCUCGAGAUGGACAGCAAGGUGCGAGCUCUGGAGCUGGAGAGCGCACUCGAAGCAGAGCGUGCGAAGUUAGCGGCUCUGAGGAAACGCCACUACCACCUAGCGCAGGUUCAAGAGAAUGGCAAUAUGACUAAUGGGAAGGAGUGAAUCAGAAAAUGAAAAG